Messenger RNA from Striga asiatica, 1080 nucleotides. NCBI's taxonomy places the organism in Eukaryota, Viridiplantae, Streptophyta, Magnoliopsida, Lamiales, Orobanchaceae. The record is from the annotation of a GenBank genome assembly.
AUGAAAGAGAUCAGCAACAAGAUAAACUUCAGACCCCACCAUCCAGAAUGCCAUGUCAAGUACCCUUCAUCAUACCAACAAAUUGUAGAGCAAGGAAAGUAUGUGCCUGUCAAAACGAGCACUAGCCCCGCCGCCACAUCUAGCCCCGCCGCUGCAUCAAUCGGGCGUAAAGAAUCACAAAUCAGUUUCGGGUCUCUCUUCCCGUUGCCGCAUCUAGGCUCGCCGGAACAGCUCACAGCGCCGGAUUCAGAGCCUCAGUCCAUCAUUGACCCCCACCAUGCUCCUGCCAAUCUCUCGCCGGAGCUCUUACAACUCGUCUCAAACCCAGAAUUUCGCAAACUUUUUAAGGAAUUUUAUGUCAGAAAUCCUCAUUUGGAAGAUACUGAAAAUCCUCGUGCGGUGGCCGGAACUAGUCUUAUCCACCACUUUGCGCCCGAGGCUUCGAGUGGUUCCGUCGAACCGGCUGUGACCAAGAUUCCGCAUGGGCUCGCUCACCAACCCGCUGUGACCAAGACUCCGAAUGAGGUCCCUCUUGGGCCGAAAGCAGAAAAUAGCGUCCAAAAAAAUGGACACAUCGAACCAUCGAUCGUGUUCGGAUCGUAUGCUCCAUCGCGCAAGCUCGGGCCGUUGGAGAAGACGACCUCCGCCGGAAUUUCAGAGGCUGCUCUUGGAGGUUUACAGUCGGAACUUCCGUCGUCAGAUUUGCCUUCGCCGGUCAACCCGACCUUCAUUAUGGGAAACGGCGCCUCAGAGGACUCGCUGUCGGAGAUGCCUUCGGCGGUCAACCCGAGAUCGAAUCUGGGAAACGGCGCCUCAGCAGACAAAAACCCUCAGCUUCUCUUACAAGUUGAACCAAUUCUGACAAAUCACGGGAAGAUAAGUCCACAUCUUGGCCAACCCAUCUCAUCCCAUUUGGGCCUAAUUCCCUCCCAACUCAUGAGCCCGCCUCCUCUAAUCCUCAGCCCACCAGUAUACUUCACAUUUCCCCCUUUUUGGGCCUACCGAUUGCUCGUCGUACAAUCUGAGUGGUCGACGAAAGCGGCGGGAAGGUUCAGUUUGAAGUACCUUGGGGAGAGAUAA